AUGAGGCCUCUUACUGAACAAGAAACCCGAACUCUCUUCGAGAAGCUCGCCCAAUACAUCGGCCGCAACAUCACCCACCUCAUCGACCGCCCCGAUGACCCCCACUGCUUCCGUCUUCAGAAAGACCGCGUUUACUACGUCUCCGACCGCGUCAUGAAACUCGCCACCUCCAUCGCCCGCGACAACCUCAUCUCCCUCGGCACCUGUUUCGGCAAAUUCACUAAAACUGGAAAGUUCCGUCUCCACAUCACCGCCCUCGAGUACUUGGCGCAAUUUGCGACGAGCAAGAUUUGGGUGAAGCAGAAUGGAGAGAUGCCGUUUUUGUACGGUAACAAUGUUGUGAAGGCGCAUAUCGGGAGGAUUAGUGAGGAUACGCCUGAGCAUACUGGUGUUGUUGUGUAUUCUAUGAAUGAUAUCCCAUUGGGAUUCGGUGUUACGGCGAGAUCUACUGCGGAUUCGCGUAAGCUGGAGCCGACCGCGAUGGCUGCUUUCCACCAGGCAGAUUGUGGAGAGUUCUUGCGUAACGAGGAGGAGUUGUUCUAG
Molecule: messenger RNA, 543 nt
Organism: Saitoella complicata NRRL Y-17804
Lineage: Eukaryota; Fungi; Ascomycota; Saitoellomycetes; Saitoellales; Saitoellaceae
Product: 60S ribosome subunit biogenesis protein NIP7
Exons: 2
Coding region: 1-543 (180 amino acids)
Biological process (GO): ribosomal large subunit biogenesis; ribosome assembly
Cellular component (GO): nucleus; preribosome, large subunit precursor; nucleolus
Molecular function (GO): RNA binding
Source: RefSeq, a predicted model, not a curated record